AAAAAGUUGUUUUACCCUCAGAAAUAAAUAUUAAGAAUUAAUUAAUUUAACCAGUUUCAAGCCUUUAAAUCAGUCCUCAAAGUCUAUCAAACAUCCAUAAAUGUAAUCUACUAAGUUUCUGAUCAAAAUUCAUACGAAUCAAAGUCAUUAAGUGAAAAAUAAAGCAAAAAAAGUUAAUUCAACAAAAUGAUAAGAGAGUUAUCAGGUCCAUUAAUAGUUUUACUGCUAGCUGGGACCAUUUUAACAGCCACAAUAUUCAUAAUCUUCGCUAAGAGACAGAUAACAAGGUUUACUUUGAAAUCCAGACAUACUCCACAUGCACCGUUAGGUCAAAAUGCUAAUAAGCCAAUCAAAAAAGAGAUUGAAAGGCGAUUAGAGGUUUUAGACAAGCUGUUUUUUGAGCCACAACUUUUAGCAGCAGACGACAAAUUUAUCCUUAGACCUGGAACUCAGUUACUUCCUUAUUAUUACCGAAUGAAGGCUGUUGAUGAUGUAAAAUUGUUAGACAGAGAAAUACCAAAUCGUGGAUCUCAACCACUUAGACCAUUCCUUAUUAAUUAUCUUGCUGGAUGCUCUCAAAAACUCGUCCAUCAAUUCUGUGACUCUUACGAACAUGCUAGGUACGAUCCAAAUGAAUAUGGCGAUGAAGAAUAUCAAAAGUAUCAUCAUCUACUACUCAAAAUGAUAGAAGCUGCUAAGCUUACAAAACAAACAGCCAAGACGUCUCCAAGUCGCAAUCGAACGCCUACAAAGAAGUCAUCAUCAAAAAUACAACCAUUAUUAGACCCAUCACGUUUAAAACCACCAAUAACGAUGCCAGAGACACGAAAUUCUCAAUUGAAUUUAUCGAUUGGAUUACAACAGCAGCAGUUGGAGGAUGAUGAGAAUGAGAUUUUGAGUAUUUCGCAGAUUCAUGACGUACCAAAAAUUGAAAUGUUAUGAAACAUGAAUAGAUAUUGAUAAGUUUAAGGCUUUUUGGAUCAAGUAGCAAAUUUGAAAAAUAACGGUGAAAUAUAAUUCAAAUUUCAAAAAAU
Chironomus riparius is the source of this 1034-nucleotide messenger RNA. The record is from the annotation of a GenBank genome assembly. NCBI's taxonomy places the organism in Eukaryota, Metazoa, Arthropoda, Insecta, Diptera, Chironomidae.